Messenger RNA from Sclerotinia borealis F-4128, 675 nucleotides. Lineage: Eukaryota; Fungi; Ascomycota; Leotiomycetes; Helotiales; Sclerotiniaceae. The record is from the annotation of a GenBank genome assembly.
AUGCAAUUCUCAACCGUCUUCCUUUCUCUGCUCGCGGCUACAGCCGUGGUCGCAAAAGGCAACUCCACUAAACCUGUCACCGACAAGAGUCUUUGCAAAGAGAUGAACCAUCUCGAGAAACUCGUUCAUGAAGCUCAGAAUACCACAAAGCUAGCCACCAAAACCGACAACAACCAAACGAAAAUCGACAGUGUCGUUGCUAAAGCCAGCUCUGCAGCUGUUCAACUCGAUGCCAUGCAAGCAAAUACCACUCUUGUAUCCACCUGCGCCGUUAUGGACGCCGCACAUCAAACUAAAAAACAGUGCCAUGAAAUGGAACAUCUCCAAAAAACCAUCAACACCGCCGCCAACAGCACCAAGCUCGCAGACAAAACCCACGGCAACGCAACCAAAGAAGCUAAAUAUCAGGAAAAAGCUACGGAGGCACAGAUGAAACUUACGACUAUGAUGAGUAACACUACUUUGGUGGAUGCGUGUAGUGCAAUGAUGACGGAGAAGAAGGAGGCUAAGGAGGCUAAGGAGGAUGGGACUAUGACUUCGACUUCGGCGGCGGCGGCGAGUUCGGGCUCGGGUAAGGCGACGAGUGGGGCGAUUGGGAUGGGGGCUAGGGUGAGGAGUGUAGGGAGUGUGGUUUGGGCGGGUUUGGUGGUCGGGGGUGCGAUGUGGUGUUUGUAG